Messenger RNA from Uloborus diversus, 1536 nucleotides. RefSeq names its product alpha-centractin (gene Arp1). The record is from RefSeq and is a predicted model, not a curated record. NCBI's taxonomy places the organism in Eukaryota, Metazoa, Arthropoda, Arachnida, Araneae, Uloboridae. The transcript has a single exon. Bases 139 to 1269 code for a protein of 376 amino acids.
UUCAUGUUGGUGAGAUUUUAUUAGAACAGAUACGUAAAGCUUUGCAUGAUAUAGCACAAUCACAGAUUGAAAUUCAGAAACUGAAUUCUGUGAAAGAAAGUUUAUAAAUUUUCAAUAUUUUACUGCAUCUUUUAUAAAAUGGAAGCUUAUGAUGUCAUUAUAAAUCAACCUGUAGUCAUUGAUAAUGGCUCUGGUGUCAUCAAAGCCGGUUUCGCAGGUGACCAAGUUCCAAAAUGUCAUUUUCCGAACUACAUUGGUAGGCCUAAACAUGUUCGUGUCAUGGCUGGUGCACUGGAAGGUGACGUUUUUGUCGGACCAAAGGCAGAAGAACAUAGAGGGUUACUUACCAUACGCUAUCCAAUGGAACACGGUAUUGUCACUGAUUGGAAUGACAUGGAAAGAAUAUGGCAGUAUAUUUAUUCAAAGGAGCAACUCCAAACUUACCCAGAAGAGCAUCCUGUGUUAUUAACAGAAGCGCCUUUGAACCCACGUCGAAACAGGGAAAAGGCGGCGGAAAUAUUUUUUGAAACCUUAAAUGUACCUGCACUGUUCAUUUCAAUGCAGGCUGUUCUAAGCCUUUAUGCUACGGGUCGUACAACAGGCGUUGUACUGGACUCUGGUGAUGGUGUAACUCACGCUGUUCCAAUUUAUGAAGGAUUUGCUAUGCCUAACAGCAUAAUGAGGGUAGAUAUUGCUGGAAGGGAUGUCACUCGACAUUUGCGCACUUUGCUACGAAAAGAAGGUUGGAAUUUCCGAACUACGGCUGAAUUUGAAAUAGUAAAAAUGAUUAAAGAGAGAGCUUGCUAUCUCGCCAGUAACCCUCAACGUGAAGAAACCACAGAAUUGGAGAAAGCCCAAUAUACCCUUCCUGACGGAAACACGUUAGAAAUAGGUCCUGCUAGAUUCAGAGCCCCAGAGAUUCUUUUCAGACCAGAUCAUAUUGGUGAAGAAGAUGAAGGCUUACAUGAAGUAUUAGUAUAUGCUAUCCACAAAUCAGAUCUGGAUUUAAGAAGAGUCCUUUAUCAAAACAUUGUUCUUUCCGGUGGUUCAACUUUAUUCAAAGGUUUUGGAGAUCGCUUAUUGAGUGAAGUUAAGAAAAUAGCACCAAAGGAUGUUAAAAUACGAAUUUCAGCUCCUCAAGAAAGACUAUAUUCAACAUGGAUAGGAGGUUCUAUCUUAGCCUCAUUAGAUACCUUCAAAAAGAUGUGGGUAUCUAAAAAGGAAUAUGAUGAAGAUAAUGCACGCGCUAUUCACAGAAAAACAUUUUAAUAUUGCUCUGAGCUUUUUAGGGUUAAUUUAAUCCUCACAUUUGGCUAUGAUUGGUGAUAAUUUUAUACAUUUUAAUUUAUUCUGACUACUAGACUUAUUAAACUUAUUGUUUUAGCAUUUUCAUUGUUUUAUACUAUGUUAAAAUGUUAAGGCAAAAAAAUAAUUCUUUUUAUAAAGCUUUGGAUAAAUGUUUAACUCAAAUGUUAAAUCUAAACUAAACUAUUUGCAAACCAAUGAUUCUGUGAAUAAAUAUGGUUCAUAGCUUUA